AUGGCGGAGCGCAUUUUGAUGAACGAGUUCAAGGCUCUUUCAAAAGAGAAAUGGGUUCAUAUUGAGUUGAAUAAUGAAGACAUCUUUCGCUGGAAUGUCGCCCUCAUCGUGCUAAAUCCCGAUUCUCUGUAUUAUAACGGCUACUUCAAGGCUGUUAUGGAGUUUCCCAAGAAUUACCCAUAUUCGCCUCCAAAAUUCCGCUUCAACCGCCCAAUCUGGCACCCCAACAUCUAUUCCAACGGCAACCUCUGUAUCUCGAUCCUCCACACACCCGGCGACGACGAACAGUCCGGCGAACUCGCGGCAGAGCGCUGGUCCCCGGCCCAACGCGUCGAAUCCGUCCUGAUAUCGAUCCUUUCCCUUCUGGACGACGCCGAAUGCUCAUCUCCCGCCAACGUUGAUGCGGGCGUACAACUCCGCAAUGACCCACAAGGGUAUCGGGCGCAAGUGCGUCGGGAUGUCGAAAUGUCCAAGGCAGAUAUACCUGAGGGUUUCAUCAUGCCUACGUUUGAGUCGACAAUUUCCAAACCCAAUGCUGAAAAGGAUGAUGCCGCGAAGGAUGAUAUGGAUUUUUGGGCUGAUAGUGAUGUCGACGAGGAUCCCUUUGGUGGUAGCGAUUCAUCCGAUAUUGGUGGCGAUGAUGACGAAGACGACGAUAUGGAAUUUCUUGAUGAUGACGAUGAGGACGAGGAUGAGGAUGGGCAGGACGAUUGA
Talaromyces marneffei is the source of this 714-nucleotide messenger RNA. RefSeq lists its product as uncharacterized. The record is from RefSeq and is a predicted model, not a curated record. The coding region runs from base 1 to 714 and encodes 237 amino acids. Gene Ontology annotation, molecular function: ubiquitin conjugating enzyme activity. The transcript is spliced from 3 exons. Lineage: Eukaryota; Fungi; Ascomycota; Eurotiomycetes; Eurotiales; Trichocomaceae. Gene Ontology annotation, biological process: proteasome-mediated ubiquitin-dependent protein catabolic process; protein polyubiquitination.